GCAACUGGCCACCAUUGAUCGGUAGGUAGGAGGGGGCGCGGCGCCGACCACGGACCCGGGUGAACAAAGUGGGAGGACAAAAGCGGUGUGACGCGCCGCAAGUGUUGUGGUCGGCGAGCGGCGACGAGUCACGAGGCCUGCCGGCACGACACGUUGCGCGUUGAGUCAGCGCCGGGGCGUGGCCUGGCUGCAGUGACGCCGUCCGUCGGCCGCUCGGCACUCGCUCGCCCGGCGCGGCUGGUUCUGGCCGCGUGGUGUCUGUGUGCCGCCCCGCUCACCCAACCGACGGCUGGCGCCGACCACUGUACGCUAGGCCCACCGGUCGCCAUCAUGGAGCAAGUCAGCAACCACCAGAGCAAGGCGGCCUCGGACCUGUACCGGGUGCUGGCAGAGGCCAGCGCCGACAAUGUGUUCCUCUCACCCUUCAGCAUCAGCACGGCGUUGUCGAUGGUGUUCGGAGGAGCGGACGGCAACACCGCUCUCCAGAUGCAGCAGGCUCUGGCGCUACCCAAGGACAGCGCAGAGCUACACAACGGCUACAGUGGGUUACUGAGGGCGCUGCAAGAUCCGCCGAAUAUCACACUGAACACGGCCAACAAGCUGUACGUGCAAAACGCGUACAAAAUCUUGGACACCUACUCUGGUUUGCUGCAGAAGCAGUAUUUAAGUGAGCUGAAGAGCGUCGACUUUGGUGACGCCGACGGUACAAGCAAGCUGAUAAACGGUGACGUGAACAGUACGAAAGGGAAGAUCAAAGAUCUUAUCGAUCCGAGUGCGCUGAACUCGCUGGUUCGGCUCGUGUUGAUAAACGCCAUCUACUUCAAAGGGUCGUGGCAGGAGAAGUUCGACAAAGAAGCAACAAGCAAGCGAGACUUUUUCGUCAGCCCGAAAAAACGCUGUCAAAACCGACCUGAUCUGACUUGUCCAAAAUCUUCCGGUGCCAGGGAUCUUUUUGUCUCCAAGGUGGUGCACAAGGCGUUCAUCGAGGUCAACGAAGAGGGGAGCGAGGCUGCCGCUGCGACGGGCAUGGUCAUGAUGAUGCGCUGCAUGCCCAGCCCUGUCGAGAAGUUCGAAUUUAUCGCCGACCAUCCAUUCUUCUUCGCCAUCGUGGACACCGAGAAUGGCCUGACUCUGUUCUCGGGUCGCUACGUCAAGCCCGAAUAG
Pollicipes pollicipes is the source of this 1164-nucleotide messenger RNA. RefSeq names its product leukocyte elastase inhibitor-like. The record is from RefSeq and is a predicted model, not a curated record. Gene Ontology annotation, molecular function: serine-type endopeptidase inhibitor activity. Lineage: Eukaryota; Metazoa; Arthropoda; Thecostraca; Pollicipedomorpha; Pollicipedidae.